This is a messenger RNA of Melopsittacus undulatus (budgerigar), 6448 nucleotides long. RefSeq names its product DDB1 and CUL4 associated factor 10 (gene DCAF10). Gene Ontology annotation, molecular function: protein binding. Lineage: Eukaryota; Metazoa; Chordata; Aves; Psittaciformes; Psittaculidae. The coding region runs from base 1 to 1449 and encodes 482 amino acids. Gene Ontology annotation, cellular component: Cul4-RING E3 ubiquitin ligase complex. The transcript has 7 exons. The record is from RefSeq and is a predicted model, not a curated record.
AUGAGCGCGGAAGCCGAGGUCCCCCGGACGGGGACCGGUGGCAGCGGCUCUGCGGCCCCUAGGCCAGGCUCGCCCGCCGCCAUGGAGCCGACGCUGCCGCCUCCUUUCCCGCGGGCGGUGCCGGGGGCAGGCCUAUUCGGGUGGCUGCGCGGGCGCUGCCUGGGCCGCAGCGCCUCCGUGGACCCGGCACGGGACACGUUCCGCGCUAUGACCGGGCUUUACGGCUCCAUCCAGCCCGCCGACUCCAUGUAUCUCAGCACCCGCACGCACGGCGCCGUCUUCAACCUCGAGUACUCACCCGACGGGUCAGUGCUGACUGUUGCUUGUGAACAGACUGAAGUACUGCUUUUUGACCCAAUAUCUUCAAAGCACAUCAAAACUCUCUCUGAAGCUCAUGAAGACUGUGUAAAUAAUAUCAGGUUUCUAGAUAAUCGACUGUUUGCAACUUGUUCUGAUGACACUACAAUAGCACUUUGGGAUUUAAGAAAGCUGAACACAAAAGUGUGUACUUUACAUGGUCACACCAGCUGGGUUAAAAACAUUGAGUACGAUACCAAUACAAGGUUACUAGUGACAUCAGGAUUUGAUGGAAAUGUGAUCAUCUGGGACACAAACAGGUGCACAGAAGAUGGAUGUCCCCACAAGAAGUUUUUUCACACCCGUUUUCUUAUGCGAAUGAGGCUGACGCCAGACUGUUCCAAAAUGUUGAUCUCAACUUCCUCUGGGUAUCUUCUGAUUUUGCAUGACCUUGACCUAAACAAAUCUUUAGAGGUUGGCAGCUACCCAAUUUUAAGAGCGAGGAGAACUACUUCAUCAAGUUCAGAUGUAACUUCAUCAGGUUCCUCUGGUCCUCGAGCUGUUGGUUCACCAUGUCACCAGAAUGAUUCAGGUCCACUGUCUGAGAAACACAUGUCACGGUCCUCCCAGCGGGAAGGUGGAUCACCUAGAAAUAGUUUGGAGGUCUUAACACCAGAGGUUCCUGGAGAAAGAGAUCGAGGCAAUUGCAUUACGUCACUACAGCUGCAUCCAAAAGGUUGGGCUACACUUCUUCGAUGCUCAAGUAAUACAGAUGACCAGGAGUGGACUUGUGUCUAUGAAUUCCAGGAAGGAGCUCCUGUGCGCCCUGUCUCACCUCGUUGUUCCCUGCGAUUGACUCAUUGCAUUGAAGAAGCCAAUGUGGGCCGAGGUUACAUCAAAGAACUUUGUUUCAGUCCUGAUGGCCGAAUGAUUUCAUCUCCACAUGGCUUUGGGAUCCGUUUGUUGGGGUUUGAUGCACACUGCAGCGAACUUGUUGACUGUUUGCCCAAAGAAGCCAGUCCCCUGAAAGAAAUCCGUUCCCUCUACUCUCACAAUGAUGUGGUACUGACAACCAAGUUUUCUCCAACACACUGUCAGGUUGCCUCGGGGUGCCUUAGCGGACGCGUUUCUCUGUAUCAGCCAAAAUUCUAGGCACAUCUUGCAUCAAUGGGACCUUCACGUGGUUGUGGGUUUUACUUCAGUUUAGUUGGAGUGUGUUCUUUCUGAGAUCUCCAAAUGCAUAUAAGAUCAUGGUUACUAUGAUCUCCGAACACAGUAGUAGAAUGAGUUUUCAGCCCAGCACUCUAUGCAUUUUCAUAGUGCAUCCACAAAUCUGCUUCCAUGCACUGUAUUUUCAGCCUUCCAAGCAGACCUCUGAUCCUGUGACCUCAGGUCAUUGUUCUGGUUUGUUUGUACCAUAAUACUUGUUGAUAAUUUCUUUCAAUGCAACUUCAAAUGGGCUAUUAGAAACUAAUGUAGAGGGGACAAGGGUAGCAGUUCAGCCGAAACUCAGCCAGGCUCCUGUUUCAACACCUCCUUGUUUCAAAGAACUGGACUUCCUCACGUACACAUUCUUGUGCACAUUGCUGAAACUACUAUAUGGUGAUUAUUAGAUAAGGAGCUACUUUUCUGUGUGAUAACACAGUUACUGUCAUAAAAAGAAGAGGUUUUUCUCAUUUAUGGAUUCGAUUGUGAUUGGCUAAAAAUUGUAUCAACUUUCUGUAACGUUUUGCUACACUUAAAACAUACGGUUUUCUGUGGUUGCAUAUACUGUGUUUAUUGCCAGAAGGAAGAGGUUCUGGAGAGAGAUGUAGCUGCAUUUGUUUUCUCCAGGGAAUUUAGUAGGAAAAGUCUGGGACAAUGAAGCAAGGAGCUGAAUGGGUGAAGACCCUGUCCUCUGUCCACUGCAGACAAACUGGAUGUUUUGUACAGCGGGGAUGUCCUUGGUUGGCCUCUUAUAGGCAUAUGUGACUCCUCAGCCUCUAGGGUUACUGUUGUAAGGAGCCUUCUGCACCAGCAACAUAAAUCUCCAUCCUGCAUUUAAAAGUUAACACUGCAGAAUUUUCUGCUGAAGUUAAGGCUGUUUGCCACCUGACUAUUCUUCCACAUCUUGCCUGCACCAUUGCUGUGAGAGGAAUUAAUCUAGAAUAUAUUCCAUAGUAUCACCAGGUAGACUUUUUUCACAUGUACUGUUUUGGAAUGGAUUAAAAACAUGACUGUCUACAGCAAGAUCUAUUUUUACUUAACUGGGCUUUUCAUAUGAUGUGAAAAACAUUCAUGUUUACCAUUAAAUCACGUACAAAGUAUGAAUGCUAAGUUUUAGCCCUUGAGUUAAUAUAGCUACCCUUGUAAGUAGUUAUUUCAGUCUUGUACAUUCAAAUCAGUUUAUAAUAUUCUCAUUGCUUGUAUGUUCCAAAAUGUGAGGGUUUUUUGUUGUUUUGUUGUUGUUAUUUUUUUUUGUGGGAUUUUUACUUCUUACUUGUGUGUGUGUGUGUGGUUUGGUUUUGUGUUGGGGUUUUUUUUGUGUGUACCUCACUAAGGUUUUGCUGCUGCUCAGUUCAGCAGGAAACCUUACCUAAAGGAGACUGUUAUAUUUUGGUGUUCAGAUUUCACUAUCUCUGACUCAACAGAGCAUGCUUUUUUACAAAGCCUUCUAUGAAACACAUCUAGGGAAAAAGAAGACAUUGGUGAAGGUGAGAUAGCUGAAAAUACAUAAGCCUGAUGAUCCUUUCAUAGUUUUGAAUUUGUGUAGGUAGCAAACACUACAGCAGUAUACACUGGGUGUUGGUGGAGCAGUCAUUGAAAGUUAAGGUUCUUACACAUUAUGAGAAAAAUAAUUUAAAUUUCAUCUUUUGGAGAAAUUGUUUAGUAUUAAAAAGCCUUCAAUAUUGCACAUUUUGUAAUCUGAGGACUGAGGACUCAAUUACUCCUGCAUUAGGUUUUCAGCAUGUUUAUCAUGUCUAGUAGUCUUUCUGCAUCUGACUGAUGCACUGUCAGCACAGCUGAUAGAUUUCUGGUUUAUUGUUUGGUAAAAGUCCUAACUUUUCUGUUCUCACGAGUUUUAGCAGAAUGAUUUGGUGACAGUAUCUCAGUAGAACAUUAUCCCAGCUGGAGGAGGAAGAACAGUUUUUAAAGUGAAUAUACUCAGUUAACUUAAAAUGCAAAUGAAUGCCCAUAGUCUUCCCAGCAACUGUAAGUUAAAAUGUUACAGAGCAUAUCUUCUGGGCAAUUUUGUUGCUGAAACUAUUGUCUUGGACCCAAAAGUAGAUCAAGGAAAUAAUAAAUAGACAUGUCCCAUUUUCUGUAACAGUGACUCUGAAGUUCAAGCACUUGCACCUUUUGAAUACUUUUGGUACUCUCUGCAAGGAAUACAAUUCACUUUAAGUUAAUUGCCCAAGCCAUGAAAUAACUAAAUAAAAUAUGCAAGUGUAUCUGAGACCAGUUAUAAAUACAUCACUGGAGCCCAGCUUCUUUUGCAUACAUGUGAUCUGAAACUACGUAUGGGGCAACAUGGAUCUGCUGAUCUGUUAGAAAGAGUUCAGGGGGACUUCUCUCAUCUGUGACAUAAAAGCAGUGAAAGUGAACUGUGCACCAAACUUGAGGCUGUUCGUGGAACACAAAUUUGUUAUGCAAAAGAGGAGCUAAACUGUUUGCAGGGGGACCCAAACCAAACAAAACCCACAAAAGUGUUAACUGUGUGGCAAAACUUCUGCAUACAGUGUUCUUGGCAUUAGAUCAGCGGAAGUGCUAAGUUACAUGUGCCUGAAAUAUUCUGAAACAAUGCAUUGUGACUGUAUGAACACUUGCAUUUCUCUGCACUCCCCUCCAUUAAAAUUUGUUGCCUGUUAGUAAUAAACAGGUUCUACCCCUAUCCCUGCAGUGGACUAUGAUGGCUUUUCCCUAAGCACUCGCUUCUAGGCUACUGUUUUCUCACCUCACUGUUUUACUAAACACCAUUAAAGGGACUACAGGUAACUGAAGAUACCUUACUGUUCUCAUAGGCUUGAACUGUGUUCAUUUUGGAGGUAAAGCAGCACACAGGAAAUCAAAGUAGUUCUUGGGUCUGUUUGUUUGUUUUCAUGGCUGGUUUUGGUUUUUCAUCCCAGAAAUUCUUGGAACUGGUAGACUGCUUAUGACUUUAAUUCUACACCUGUUAAUAUGCACUGAGUGUUACUUUUUUAAUUCUACCUCAUGAUCCACUGUUUUUUACAAGUGUAUUGUGCUGAAACAUUGGAUAAUAACUUUUCUGUAUAAAGAAAUUUUACUCCCAAGUGACAUGUCAUCACAGCAUUGUGGCUGGACCAGCCUUGCCCAGCUCUGGAAACCAGAGCCACUGAACAGGAGUGUAGGAUUGAUGCUAGAAGUUGACAUUGAUCUGAUUAAGGGAUUUGAUGGUAACACUGAUGUUUUUGUAACGUGUCCAACGGAUGCAUAUUAAGAUUAAUGCUGUCCAUCUAUGCUGUAGAAAUGUUACUUAGUUCUUCUGAUUAUAUUGGUAAUAAGUUGAGUUAGCAUAAGUAAGUAAUGCUAGGUUUUGAUAAUUUGAUUAUUCCCUUUCAACAGAACUUGGAAAUUUUCAAUGAAAGUUAAUCGACUUUACCUGUGAAGUUCAAGCAACACUUACUGAAACGUUGUUCAGUAGUUCAUAACUGAUACGCUUUGCAGUUGCAGGCUUAUCAUAACUGAUACAUCUUUCCACCAUCUUGGUGGAAAGAGUAAUUUUCAGUUAUUUCUGAAUAGUAUUACCUUACCUUAUUGAAUUAAUGAACUAAUUUGCUGGUGAGCUUUGGAUUAUUUCUAGAUAGUAAAAAAAAAAAAAAAAGGUUUAUCUUGCUGUUAUGUUUCAAAAGAUGAAUUCUUAACCUUCCAUAAAUAUAUAAACCUGAAAUAAAUACAAAAAUGUUUCAAAUGGUAGGUGAAAGACUGCAGAGACGGCACUAACAGCUAAGUCAGCUAUUGACUUAUAUGAGAGGUUUCUUUAAAAUGUUUACUUUUGACCACUUAAAUGUUUAUCAUUUGAUAGAUUUUACAGUAUUUAUACUGAAUAAGAGAUCUCAAUUUGAUUGUAAAGCAUGUAGGAUGUUUUUUAAAUGGAUGGUUUCAUAUUUGUUAACUUCUGUAGUAAAAGCAUUCCUCCAUUCACAGCAGAGCUGAUCAGCAAAAGCAGAUACACUGUGUAAUUAAUAUCUCUACAGGAAUGUCAACAUAUAGGAACAAUGACAGGAACCAAACCAGUGUCUGAAGCUGGUAAUCUUCUGUAAUAGUCCAGUGACUGUAUGUUGUGGGAGUAAAUGCAUUUUCUGAAUAUUCCGUUAGAGUUCAGUCUGUAAAUCACUACAGCACUGUUGGACAUUUGUGGUAGGGUGAGAAACUAUUAAUGGGACUGUACAAUGACAUUUGUGUAUAUGUACUUUAUCUGUAUGAGGUAAUUUCAUUUCAGUAUGUAUGCAGCCAUGGGGCAUGGGCCCACUUGUCAAACAUGGGUAGUUCAGGGAAAAAUGUAACCUCCAAACAGAACUAUUGGGGAUAGAAAGAAAAGCACAGUGGUAUAGACAAGACACACACACACGCACACUUGUUUGCACUCUUGGAAGUCUUGAUAAGGACAGUUUGAUUGCCUACUAUCAGAAUUAGAAUGUAUGCAUCAGGUUCUUACGGCAUUUUGAGGGAUGGUGUGAUUGAUUUUCGUGGGUUUUUUUUCUUUGUGUGGUGGUGGUGAAUUGGUUUUGGUUUUUAAUUUGUGUUACUGAUGUGGAAAUGGUCCUGAUAGCAUAAAACAUGGGUUUGUUGCUUUAUGAAAUAUGAACUCUUAGAAAAAAGAAAUACUCUUGCCAAAUGAAAACUUUUAAAAAAUCUAGUUUACAAGAUUCUAAAAAGUUGGAGUAAAAGAAAAAAGUCAACAGCCUGCAGGAAAAGAAACUUCUCAUUUCCUGAUCUUAGUCAAAGGUGCAUUUUUCUAAAGCACUAAAUAACUUCAGUUAAGGUUUUUAUUACAAGAAUAAAUUGUGCAUGUAGAAUAUUUUGAAAUAUCUGAGAUUUCAUAGUAAAAAUUGUAGCCUUUUAAUAUACUAUAGGAAGUACCAGACCUGCUCUUAAAAUAUUGUACUUACAGUCAUACAGUACCUUACUAUUUGUGGACAGUUUCUCUUGC